Molecule: messenger RNA, 4586 nt
Organism: Hylaeus volcanicus
Lineage: Eukaryota; Metazoa; Arthropoda; Insecta; Hymenoptera; Colletidae
Exons: 1
Coding region: 1-525 (174 amino acids)
Source: RefSeq, a predicted model, not a curated record
AUGCGUCGGCCGGGCACGCUGCCCAACUCCGCCACGUCCGGUCACCGCUCCGCAGGCCCGAUGGAGGACGGCUCGACGCCCCUGAGCAUCGCCGCCGACAAUUGCACCUCGACCGGCGGCAGAUUGCAUUACGCGAAUCACUCUUUGCGCCGCACGCCCCAGCCGCCGCACCUACCCGCUCGCGACACCGAGAACAGCCCCUCGGAGAGGGCCCAGAACGACUCGCGGGUUCAAAACGGCGUACCAGGCGUGCACCACCACGCACCCCCGCCGCUACCGUCUAGACAUCAACCCUCCUGCGGCCAGUCGUCUUAUCCAACCCUGCCGAUGAACGGGCACGCGACUCAUCAAUACCAUCACUUUCCACGCGAGAAGGAGAGGUCCUCUGCUCGCGAAAGGAGCCGCGACCGCGACGUCGGCGUCCAGUCCGUCCCCCAUCGGUCCGACAAGCACCGAGACGCCCAGAUGGAGAUGGAGAUGCGCGACGGGAUGGACAUGGGCGACAUCAGCCCGUAUCGCGCGUAAGGAUGGCUGCACCGUGGCCCGAAUCGUAGCGAACGCUCUCGGACGAACGUCAACUGUGGAUAGGCCGAGCGAAUUGAACCGAAGACUGAACACGAACGUUGAACAGGGACGUCCCGAACGGUUAACGAGGCGCUUGUUUACGGUAGUAUCGUCGUUACCGCGUGAUAUAAUGGUAACGAUCCAAGAAGCGGGGAUGCGUUUCGCGAUGGAAUUGGGCGGACUCCCUUGGCGAAUCGAAUCGAAGACUGAUUACGACUGACGUCGGCGUACGAUAUCGACGAACAAUUAACCGAUACAGGUACAUUCCCGCCCUAUACGGGCGCCUACGGUGCGCACCGAUGAACACCGAUCAAAAUCAAUUCUCGACGACUCCGCGCUCGUAAAUCCUAACGAUACCGAUUGCAAUGGUAUGAUAUGGGAAUUAUGUUCCACCGUGAGCUCGUCUUACCCGUGCACGACUCACCGAGGCCAGCUAGGAUGCGGUGGCUUGGGGAGGAUUAGUCGUGGAAUUGAGGAGGAAUGAUUGAAAAUAUCACAAUGGACGAGGAGGAGACUGAUUACGUGUCUCGAGUUGUUUGGGUACGCGUGUAAUACGGCUGCAAAGCGGAAGAAGUUCACGGAUGCGAAACGUACUCGAAGAAUCGCGUCAAAGAGUCGAAACGGACACGGUAUCGCGAGGACGGUCCCGCAUGGUGGCAACAAUCGUCUUCAUCUUGGAAGCAAAGACGGUAGCGAAGCUUUGAAGCGUCCCUGUGGAAACCACGGAAAGAUGAAAGCGCGGACGAUAAAAGUGCAACGCGAACUCGUGAAAUGUCAUCUGCCGAAUGAGCGUGUCCAAUCCUCGUAGGGACGCGUCGUUUGUAAACGUCACAUUGACGCGGUGACAAGGCGGAACUAUCGAAUCGAAAGUCGAAAAGGGAAACGUCGCGUUUCUGCGUACUUGCGAACGAUUCAAUGAGCGUUUCUGAGAACAGACUGUGCAGCGCGAUGGGAAUCGUCGCGAAUCCUCAACCGUCUUUCGGCUGCGAAUCCUCAACCGUCUUUCAGCUGCGAAUAAGUGGUCUGAAUAGAACGUUGUAUUCAGGAUAUUCUGUUAAUGAUUUGGAGCCUCUCUUGCGUCGAACUCUUAGCGUUGCAUUCGCCUGUGGGUAUUUCGUGUUUUGUAUUAAUUGGUACAGUAUCAACCCUUAGCAAUUCAAGUCUUUUUUACAUGCAGUCAGUCCCAUAAAUAUUCGCACCCUCUAUGUCUAUUAAAGAAAUUUGUUUAAAUUAAAUGGUAAGUAGGAAAAAUUCAUUUGGUUAUAUCAAAACUAUUAUUUAAUUUAGUCAAACUUCUUCAAUAGACAUAGAGAGUACGAAUAUCUAUGGAAUUGCCUAUAUUUGCUUCCUGUUAAUGUAUUUUUGAGUUUCCUUUUUACCUUUAAACUUAUGAUGCAUAUUCGACGACGCUGAUUAUGUCGAGAUCGUCGAGUGGAACCUCGAGUUCGAUAGUGCGUGCCCGUUCGAUGAAACGGAAGAAAUUUUUCGGGCUAAGAAGGAAAUCUUGAAGUUGACUGCAGCGCGAUCGCUCAACCGAAUGUUCCCCUGUCCCCCGCGAAUCUAGAACGUAAUCGCGUAACGAGCUUUCUUCGACUGGAGGACUCUUUUACGAAAACAGAGCUCAAUCCUGGAUAUGAAGCUUUAACGGAUAGAACGGGGUCAAAGUGACGUGCAUUUUUCCUUCGAAACAUCGCGUUUGAUCGAAUGCUGCAGUCGUCCGGCGUGCAUCUUCCAUCCAUUCAAGUGUACACUGCACUCGGUCUCUGUUUCUAAUUCGUCAAGCUUCGUUUGUUUUUAGUCUGUUAUUUUAACUCUACAGCGUACAAUUUCACGUGGAAGUCGAGUCAGCACCGAAGCAUUUAUCGUUAGCCGUCUCAUAUUUGUUCGUUAUGGUGGUCGAAUCCCACUCUGACGUUCUAGAAUGAAUGUCCUGAUGUUAUUGUCUCCUGGAUUAAAAUACUUCGGUGUCCCGAAAGGUGCCAUUUCACUAAUUUAUUACGAGUUCUCGAUUUUAUCAAUGAAAACGGACACGAAUGGUUUAUAAAAAUAUCAAACCUUUGGGAUAUUUACUUUACUUUUUAUUGAAUUCCGAGUAAUUCUCGUAUUCAAGUGACGAACUCGUCUGUGUUUAUUUUUCUGUGGCAGCUGUAUAAACAAAUUUUUAUCCACUGAAAGCUUUGGGUUAAACCUUGUACAUAUAUAUAUAUAUAUUUUUGUUUAACAUGGCGAAUAAAACUUUAAAUAAAAUAUUAAUAAGACAUACAAAAAUAUCUUCUUUUAUUAUUUACUAUAUCUUCGCGAGAGUAUUGCUCAUGGAUUGGUUGGUGACGCCUUCGCGACGAAAAUGAGUUUAAACAUGACCGUAAACAGGUUAUUUUUAAUUUCUCUUAAAACUGAACGCUCCUAAAUUCCACAAAUACUAUAUAAUAGUCUUAUUUUUACUAGGAAGACCUCGCUAACUCAUUCGUAAUACUUUCAAACAAGUUCAGUGUUAGAUAUAAUAUUUUUUUGUUUGAAUUUAGUAGUAGAAACAUAUAAAACUUUGUUAUUUUGUAUUAGAAAUGAUAAUUUAUUUUUUAGACAAACAUCUACGAUAUCUCGCGGUUGUAAGUAAUAUUAUUUAUAUUGCUUAGGACUCUUAGGACAAAGCUGUGUCGAUGUAAAAGCAUUCUCGUGGCCUAAGAAGGUUGCAAAAAGUUGCAAAAAUUGGUCAGGUGUCUUCGUCAUACCAGUGCCUUUUUAUAUAAAUUUCACCCAUUCCGUUUCUGCCGUUGCCGCGAUACUCCAGUAUCAAAAAAUGUCCGCCGGAAGCGUCUGACAAAUGGAGCCGCGUUAAGAUAGAAGCUGCUCCGGAGUUUCCAACCGCGCGAAAUAGUUGAACGCCGUAGCUCGCGGCUGGGGAGCUGAGAAAGAUGCGAACCUUGCACGACCAGAUUAUUUUUCCGACCGAGUGUACCCUGUGGAAUUCCACGGUCACCCCAGCCGAGAAAGGUGACUGCACCUUGAAUCGACUCACGACGAGCCGUUCUCGACCGUGCAGAAGCUGGAUUCCAGCCUGAGGAGCUUUGAUUCCGGAAUAGCUUUCCGAACAGCUACGCCCAGCCGAUUGUUUGGGGAAAACCUCCGGGAAAAUCCUUCUGCGCGUUUUCACCGAGAGACUUCGUCAAGCUUCUGGAAAUCGCGAUCGUUUCUAUCGAGAACCGUUCAACCUUUGACUUCGAUGACUUCGACUCCGUUUCCCCCGAUUUCGACUUAUUUGUUUUCGAAUAAGCUGUUCGGUUAGCUUGUAUUUGCACGAUCCUAUGGUAAAAGUUUUUACACGAUUCCUCCUACUGUUUCCACUUCUAAUUCAAGUCUGGAAUUCUACAUUUAUUUUCAUUCGCGGCAGGCUACGUGUUGGAUAGAUAUUAACGCGAGAAAUUUCUAUGCGUCCAUUUAGCCUUUAAUUAUGAUAUAGGAAACGUAAAUACAGCUGAAACAUUAGUAUCGUUAUUCUUUUAAUUUUGCUUUUAUAAUUCUCUGUUUACUUAUCCUUUAUCUCGAACCAAGAAUUGAUACAUAAACGAUCGACUUUAAAUUCCCUCGGGAAAAUCGUUUUUUACUUUUCAACCGAGCAUUAAUUAAGCACAAAGAUCCUUGUUGGGAAUGCGAUCACGCUAACGCUCGUGUAAACUGAGCUUAUUUUCUCAAUGGUUUUAACGCAUAAACGCGAAAAAGCAAUUCUAGUAGUUUACUACCUCUGAACACUUUAUUCGCUGCUGAAUGAACGCUUUAUCCGUGGCACACGUACAUUGGUAUCGAAUUUCUGUCUGCAACAAACAGAUGUUAAAAAUUCAGAAGCUGUCCUGUACGUUUGUCUGAUCCACCACAUAAAACUGCGCUCGAAAAAUAACGUUUGUGUCAGGGUAAAACAUUUAUUAGUCAUUUGUCUUUCAUUCCUCGACAAGGUAUCGAUAUUUUUGUCAAACAAUUGUCUAUUUGAUUUUCGAAUAGAUGAAAUGUUUCAGUUUACUACUUCUUUU